This is a messenger RNA of Neoarius graeffei (lesser salmon catfish), 2745 nucleotides long. It is a transcript of the gene cenpi, whose product is annotated as centromere protein I. Lineage: Eukaryota; Metazoa; Chordata; Actinopteri; Siluriformes; Ariidae. Bases 85 to 2247 code for a protein of 720 amino acids. Gene Ontology annotation, cellular component: kinetochore. The transcript has 20 exons. The record is from RefSeq and is a predicted model, not a curated record.
AACGGUCGCGCGGAUGAUUCGAGUUUUAUUUGAAUCCGAGUGCAAAGCAGUAUCACGGAAAGACAGGAUUAUGUAGUACAUAAAAUGGCAACUUUAUCACAUCUACCUGGUUUGGCUUCGGAUAAAACCAGAGAGUUAGUGGAGUCUUCCAGCUGUGGUUUGAACAAUAGAAGUUUGCGUGUAGUAGAAAAUGUGAGAAAGAAGGGUGAGACCAACCCUUUUCAGUCUGCGUUGAAUUAUCUUUCAAACGUGCAGGAAGGCACAGUUGUAAGAGGCAAUGAUGAACUGGAAAGGAACUUGGUUGUGGUGGAGACUGUUGCUCUCUGCCAUGGUCUUCCACCAGAUGCUAUCUCGUUGCUUCUGGACUUGGCACUAAGUCUCCGUGCAGGUGGUGUGACGUGUAUGCGGAUUUUGAAGUUUUUGAUACCUGCUUCGGUUGUGCCUCAGGAGGCUAUUGUACGAUCUGUGUCAUGGUUGUGUGUGGGGAAACUGACAAUUAAUGCCCAGGUCCUUUUUCUCCGCUGGGUUCUUACUGUUUUUGACCUUAUUGACUGCAAAGACCAACUGAGAUCUGUCUACGGCUUUAUUUUCAGCUUUGUGACUGAAGAAAACCUGUGUCCUUUCAUUUGCCACUUGUUGUACCUUUUAACAAUGAAGGAGCAUGUGCAGCCAUACAGAGUGAGAAAACUGAUGGAUAUUCAGGCCAAAAUGGGCACGCAGCCUUUCCUCAUGCAGCUGCUUGCUGUGUACAAAGUCUUUCGGCCAGAGCUGGUGACACACACACUGCCGUCAAGAAUGAAGACUGGCUUCAAGAACUACAGUUCCACUUGGAAAGCAGCUCUGAGUGCUGUCCAGAAGGGGAACAUGGCUGAAGUUAUAGCUCAUCCUAGUCUCAGUGUGGCGCUGAAAAGCAAAUCCACUUCUAGAAAAAGGAAACUGCAUUGUCUGGAGGUUCCUGGUUUGAGCUCAGCAUUUCACACCAGCUCUGUGAGGAAAGUUUUCCGUCUACAGGAACUGCGAUCUUUCACCCAGCUUCUGCAAAAUAUUCACAACAUAGAGCUACCAGCCCAAAUGGGCUCUUUGCUUGGAUCCUCUUUAGCCCUGCACUACCUGGACUGUGUACAGGAUAAGUCUGCAUUCCUGCGCCUUAACUUCUGGCUUGGGCACUCCCUUCAAGAGGAGUUUCUGCUAUGUCCUGAAGAUGGGGGCUCAAACAGCCUUUCUGAGGCUUCUGCAUUCCUGAGUACUAUCCUCUCCUCACAACAGUUUCUCCAGGAGGGUUUCUUCAGCACAGAGAGUUUUCUCUACAAGUUCCUGAGUGUGUGGGAUGGCUCACUUCUGUGCUCCCAGAUUUUGGAUCUUCUCAGUCAUAUCCCCCUGAUGUCUAGCCAUUCUAUCAAAAUGCUAGUCUUUGAACCACUGAUUCAACUCUACUUCACCUCUAAUGUGUUCUUUAAGUGCAGCGUCAUUGAGUGUCUGAACAGUAUGCUGCUUAAAUGGCUGACCUGGCAUUCUGUCAACCCUCUCAUGGAAUGCCUAGACAUCAGUGUCAACAGCACAGUAACUUUGACCCUGCCCGGGUUUAUAGAUACAGUUACAGAGAUUGUGAGCUUUGUGGGAGGCCUGGCUACUGAGGGACUGCGUCUGGAGAAUGGCCACAUCCUACUCCUCAACCAUUCACUCAGCUUCUACGAGACAGUGUGCGAUAUGUUGGUAAAGUAUGACUUGCCUGUAGUCAUCAUGCCCCCAGCUGGUGUUUUUUAUCCGGCUCUCUUUGCCACAGACUCACUCACUGUGGAUCGAUUGGGUUAUGUUAUGUACAGAUACCGGAAAAAUCUGUCCUUGGCAAAAAAACAGGAGCAACCAAAUGAGAAAACAUUUCACAUAAGCAGAACAACAUACCAAGAUUUCAAUAAGCAACUUCUGGCCAUGGUGAGCUGUCUGUGGAACUCUAAAUCAUUCUUGCCUGGCACAACCAGUGAGAUUGAUGAACACCUGCUUAUCCAGAGCAAGGUACCCAAGUACUGGACCUGCUUUGAUCUUAUUUACCAUCCAGCCUUCUUCAAGUAUGCCAUUGAGUUUCACCAGAAGUGCUGGCCAGAGAGGGUGUGUGUGGACCUGGCCAACAUUAAGGUUGGAAGAUACUGGAGCUGGUAUAUGGAGUUUCUUUUCUGCCAGGGCUUUGAUGGCCUAAAUGACUUCAUCCAGGUCAACACAGGACAGAGCAGCUCCUCCAGCUCUACUUAGCUGUGAGUCAAGGACAAUGGCUUGUACAAUGCUGUACAGUCAAUGGCUUGUGAAUCAUGUCUUACCUGGGAAACUGCAGAGACGAUGAUUGUGUUUGAAAGGUUAUGUGCAUAUUUUAUGGCCUUUUCUAGGAGGACAUGUGGAGGAAACCACAGUGGAACUGUAUAUAAUUUCUGUUGUGUAGGUCUGAGAGUUUGUAACUGAAUAUUUGGUUUUGCUCUUUGUCCUUUUUGCAAUCUGUAGCUUAUGAUUAUUUUUAUGUAUGUUUUUAUGUAAUCUCUGAAAGAUUGUAGUGCUUAAUGAACUCUGUCCUUUCAUUUGACCAUACCAAGCUAUAACUUAUGCUAUGUGAGCAAUGAAUUAUGGUUAAGUUUUUGGGAACUGCUGUAUUUUCUUCCUUGCAAAUGUAAUGCAGUUCUACAGGUGUAAAACCUUAGCUCUUUGUUAAUGGACAUCAAACGAUCUUUCAUUCCCAUUAAAAUCCAUGCACACAGUCAA